CGCUGAUGCUGCAGCAGGACACGCAGUCCUGGGACACACCGCUGCACACCGCCUGCAGGCACCAUUUCCUUGUCGUACUGCGCUGGCUGCUGCCGCGUGCCGACGCGGAUGUGCUGCUGGCGGCCACCAAGGACGGCUGGCUGCCGCUGCACACCGCCUGCCGCUGCGGGGCGGAGGAGGAGGCGGCGGCGUACCUCGAGGAGGUGGAGCGGUGGGGGCUGCUGGAGGAGGAGGGGCCGCGAAAGGUUAUCCUGUCGGACCUGUCACCCUUCAACCGCUACUACCGCGACCACGGGGCUGUGGAGGUGCUGCACAGGGCCCUGGAGCGGGUACGGAGCGGGCUGGGGCACCUACCUGCAUUCCCGGUGGCUGGGGCGCACUUGUUUGGUUGUCAUGCGGCCACCCCGGCGUCCAUGCUGGCACCCGGGGGUGCAUGGCAUGGGGGGGUGCAUGGCAUGCUCCCAUCCGCUUGGGGAGGUGGCAGCAGCAGCCCCUGCUGUUCUGUCCUGCGCUCCCGCACACACCUGCGGCGGCCGCACCGCCGCACCGCUCACGG
Molecule: messenger RNA, 556 nt
Organism: Astrephomene gubernaculifera
Lineage: Eukaryota; Viridiplantae; Chlorophyta; Chlorophyceae; Chlamydomonadales; Astrephomenaceae
Source: the annotation of a GenBank genome assembly